AUGGUGGUAUGGGUAGGUCUGCCGAGCGAGGGGGAGAUCAAGGCGGCUGCUGCUAGCGAUGAUGACGAGGCUCUUACUGCUCGCCUGAUCGCCGCAAGGCUCCUUCCUGCUUCGUCUGCCGCUUUCACAGCAGGAGCGCGACAAGCCAUCAUCCAUCAAGCACAGAAACUUGCAGCUUCAGGACCCCCUUUGGACCCCCUCAGGCCCCGUCCUUCGCCCUCGGUUCUCCCUCCCUCCUUAAUUUUCACCGCAACUGCUCGUCUCGCCUCCUCUCAACUGCCUGUGCCUGACACGACUUCUUUAAACUCCCUCCUCCUCCUGGCGCUACGCACCACCCACGCGGGCCUUUCUGCCCAGGGCCUUUCUCCCCAGGUUCUAUCGUCCAGCUAUAUGAAGCAUUUCACUGGGGACCUUCCUGUGCAAUCUUCCAGCCAUGCAAACCUUUUUUUCAGGAACCUUCCUGUGCAGUCGUCCAGCCAUACGGACGUUUUUACCAGGAAUCAUCCUGUGCAAUCUUCCGGCCAUUCAGGCCCUUUUACCAGGAACGUACCUGUGCAAUCCAACAGCCGUGCGGACCUUUUUUCCAGGAACCUACCUGUGCAAUCUUCUGGUCAGGCAGGCCGUUCUGCCAGAGGCAUUCCUGUGCAACCUUCCAGCCGUACCAGCCUUUGUACCAGGAAACUUCCUGUGGAAUCUUCCGGCCAUACGAACCUCGUUUCGAGUAACAUGCGACCUUUGAGCUAUAUGGACCUCCUUCACGGGAAUUCCCCUCUGCAGUUAUCCUUAUCGGACCUCUCAGGCUUUACCCCACCCAUCCUUGUGACACCAUCCAACUGUGUGGAUCCAGAUAUCAGCUGCUUUUCUCCUGAAUACGAACUCCAGAAGCUACAGGCAGCAGGGCCCAGAUUGCCAUCCACGUAUGAGUGCAAGAAGUGUGGGAGAACGUUUCCCCUGCCUCAGUCUGUGGGCGGACACAUGUCCAAACAUAAGAGAGAGGAGAGGCUAAAGAAAAUCAACAAGAGGAAGGCGGAGGCACAUGCUCGAAAGGCCGCAGAAAGCUUAUGUGGGCUGCAGAAAACAUCAUUGUCUCCGGAAUUUUCCGGCGGCGCUGAAUAUCCACCAGAUGCUCUUAGCCUGCGAAAGAAAAGGAGUGCAGUAGCAACAGUAAACCCAGUUGCGAUUUCCCUGAAGGGAGAUCAGCACCAGCAGCCUUGUCUUGACGCAGCCACUCAGUCUCUGCAGCAGCUGCUGCUUGAUCAGCAGAUACUUCAACAUCAGCUCAUCAUGCUGCCACCAGAUUGUGUGCUGGUGCCUCCUGCAUCACCCCUGGCGGAUCCUUCGUCAAAGCAGCAUGAGAAUCAGUUUUGUUUCGUAUCUGCCCCGCAUCAGCAGCAGCAAGAGAGCAAGAUACGUUCUGGAGCAACGCUGGUGAUGGUGCCUCCUGCAUCGCCCCUUGUGGGUCUUAAAGCUCAGCAUUAUGAGGAUGAGGUUCAUCUUAAUCCAGUCCCAUACCAGCAGCACGAGGCGACUGAUGCAUAUUGCGUUCUUGCACCAGGUGGGGUACCAAGGUUUGUUGGGGUGAAGAGGAUCGCGCCCGAAAGGAUUUUGCCGUCAGCCGUGCAGUAUCAGGACAAGUGCAGUCAUGGGACUAUGCCAAACACUCUAAGCGGCUCACGUAGGCUGGACCUAGACCUGAAUUCCACUCCUGCAGUUUAUGACGAGCCAUAA
Messenger RNA from Closterium sp. Naga37s-1, 1728 nucleotides. The record is from the annotation of a GenBank genome assembly. Lineage: Eukaryota; Viridiplantae; Streptophyta; Zygnematophyceae; Desmidiales; Closteriaceae.